AUGAUAAGACUGAACUCCAGAUCCCAGAUCCCAGACCCCAGACCCCAGAUCCCAGACUCCAGACUCCAGAUCCCAGAUCCCAGACCCCAGACCCCAGACCCCAGACUCCAGACUCCAGACUCCAGGAUUCAGACUCCAGACCCCAGAUCCCAGGAUUCAGACUCCACUCGGGCAAACGUUGAAAAGCGACACAUCUGUGACAUCAUGGCCUGUUUGAAGCUGAAGAUGACGAGGAUUAUCCUGAUGUCCAUUGUUUUUUUAUGCUCUGUCAGGCGUGGGCGUGGCCUGUGUCGGCCUGUUUGUGCUGACAGAGAGUGUGUAACUGUGAACCAGGACAGAGUGGAUUUUAAAACAGCUGAGAAAGCAUGCAGUGACAGGAGCGGGGAACUACUUCCACUUCAUCCUCAGACACAUGUGAGUCUCCUGGACAAUUUGAGGCAACAACUGUCAGGAAACUUCUGGAUUGGACUGCGUUUACCAGCUGGCACCUGUAGCGACCUUUCAUCCCCUCUGCGAGGCUAUGAGUGGCUCUCUGGUAGCACAAACGGGAGCUUCAUUCCUUCCUCUGUGACCUGGAAACACAGCGUUAAAGUCUGCUCUCCCAGCUGCGUGUCACUUUCAGAGGACCAGAAGUGGACAGAGAGACUGUGCUCGGACACAACUGAUGGAUAUCUGUGCAGAACAGAGCACUACGAUGCUUGUCUGGCACAAGAAGUAUCUGAUCCACAAGUUUUCCGAAGCUCCAAAGGCUGUUUAACGGGCCCCUGUGAGCAUGAAUGCACAGACGUGACGGGAGGUUACAAAUGCUCUUGUUUCCCUGGAUAUAUCCCAGACAGCGGAGACCCCAGGCGCUGCAAGAUGCACUGUGGCAAACACAGAUGCCCCAAAAUAUGCGACGAGCAUGAUGCGUACGCAUGCCUCUGUCCUGAUGGAUACAUAAUGGUUAACACAGGCACAGACUACGAUGACUUCUUCUGUGAGGACAUCGAUGAGUGUGAGGGUGCUUGGGUUUGUGAUCAGAACUGUAAAAACACGUUCGGAGGUUACGAGUGUUCCUGUAGAGACGGAUUUGUCCUCAAAGACCAUCACAGAUGCAUUCAAUCAGACAACCAGAGUUCCAACAGAAAGACUCUGAAGAAGACGUCUGCACCUGCUGGGCAUUUUCUCUGGUUAUGGGUUUUUGUUGCUGUGCCUGUGGUCAUGUUGAUGUGUGUGGUCAGGUUUUGUGAUGUUCAGCAUCAGAAGUCUCGUCUAAAGUUAGAUAAUGGUGAAAUAAAUGUUCUCAUUUGAAUGAACUAAAAACAUAUGUUGAUAUUUUGAAUGAGUAAAGAUCAAUAUAUGUCAAUUCUAUUUAACCACAUGUUUGCUGACGAGUCAUUUUCACAUGAAUAAAAUUGGUCUAACUUUCCUAAUCUCUUUGUAUUAAAUACAUGAUUCAUGUCA
Molecule: messenger RNA, 1443 nt
Organism: Solea senegalensis (Senegalese sole)
Lineage: Eukaryota; Metazoa; Chordata; Actinopteri; Pleuronectiformes; Soleidae
Product: thrombomodulin-like
Exons: 2
Coding region: 1-1290 (429 amino acids)
Biological process (GO): cell migration
Cellular component (GO): extracellular matrix; external side of plasma membrane; membrane
Molecular function (GO): calcium ion binding; extracellular matrix protein binding; extracellular matrix binding
Source: RefSeq, a predicted model, not a curated record